GGCGCUCAAGAGACGCCUAUUAGCAGUAGCCAUGCCACACGACGCUGCAACCGCUGCGGCCGCCGACGAGGCUCUCCUCGCCCAGCUCGGGUACAAGCAAGAGUUUAAGCGUGCCUUUACCCCACUUCAGGUAUUUGGCAUUGCAUUCAGUAUAAUCGGCCUUCUGCCCUCGAUAGCUUCAGUCCUCUUCUACGCCAUCCCUAAUGGUGGUCCCGCAGCUAUGGUCUGGGGCUGGGCAGUUGCAAGUGUAUUCAUCCUCUGCGUCGGUAUAUCGAUGGCCGAGCUCGCCUCAGCAGCGCCGACGUCUGGUGGGCUGUACUUCUGGACGCAUUCUCUGUCUUCUCCGCGGUGCCGCAACCUUCUCGCCUGGAUCGUUGGAUAUGCGAACACGAUCGGCUCCAUUGCAUCCGUAGCUUCCAUUGAUUGGGGCUGCGCCGUCCAGGUCGCUGCUGCAGCCAGCAUCGGGACAGGCGAGGCAUGGGUUGCGACGGAUGCAGAGACAUUCGCGAUCUACGCCGCUAUUGUCCUCAGCCACGCCGUCAUCUGCUGCCUCGCAACCGCCGUGCUGGCCAAGCUCCAGACGGUGUAUGUCAUCCUGAACGUUCUUCUGUGCCUGGCGGUCAUCAUUGCGCUCCCCGCCGUGACUCCGGCCGAGUACAAGAACACCGCUAGCUUUGCGCUCGGAAACUUCACUAACAUGAACGGUUGGCCGGAUGGCUAUGCGUUCAUCCUUAGUUUCCUUGCUCCGCUGUGGACCAUUUGUUCUUUCGACUCCAGUGUGCACAUAAGCGAAGAGGCUUCAAAUGCCGCCACCGCCGUCCCUUGGGCCAUCGUCAAUGCCAUUGGUAUUGCUGGUGUUCUUGGCUGGGCUAUCAAUAUGUCGCUUGCCUUUUGCAUGGGCACCGACCUUGAUAGCCUUAUCGAUAGUCCGAUUGGCCAGCCUAUGGCACAAAUCUUCUUCAACUCGUUCGGCCAGAAGGGUACACUCGCCAUAUGGGCCUUCGUGGUCAUUAUCCAGUACAUGAUGGGUUCGAGCAUGUUGCUCGCCGCCUCGCGCCAAUCGUUCGCCUUCGCGCGUGAUGGAGCUCUCCCCUUCUCGUCGUGGCUCUACCGCAUGAACGCAUUCACGGAAACACCCGUCAACACCGUCUGGUUCGUCGCCAUCUGCUCGCUUGCGCUGGGCCUGCUCGCGUUCGCGGGCGAACAGGCAAUCGACGCCGUGUUCGCCAUCUCCAUCACCGCGCUGUAUAUCGCAUACGCGAUCCCGAUCGUUGCUCGCUUCGCGUUCAAGAACAACUUCAAGCCCGGCCCCUUUGACUGUGGUGUCUUCUCCCUCCCCAUCGCGAUCAUCUCCGUGUCAUUCAUGACGUUCAUGAACCUCGUCUUCUUCUUCCCGACCACCCCACAGACCGACGUCAACGACAUGAACUACACCAUCGUCGUCCUCGGCGGCGUCCUCAUCCUCUCGCUCAUGUGGUACUACUGCCCCGUCUACGGCGGCGUGCACUGGUUCACCGGCCCUGUCGCCAACAUUGAAGAUGCGCCCGCUGACGGAACUGGCUCGAGUUCGAGCGUGCAUGACUCGAUCGCCGAGGCGAAGAAAGGUAGAGCCGAGGUGACGACUGAGAAGGCGGAGUCAUGAAGCCACGGGCUGCCACUUGCAGUGUGAGGUGGUAGGGAAGCGGAGAUUGGUGGUAUAUACACGACUAGUCAUUUAAUUUUAAUAUCGAGCCCUCCUGCGUUUUGGUCUUUGGACGUAUCAGACCUUUAAAACAGCC
Coniophora puteana RWD-64-598 SS2 is the source of this 1778-nucleotide messenger RNA. Its product is annotated as amino acid transporter. Gene Ontology annotation, molecular function: transmembrane transporter activity. Gene Ontology annotation, biological process: amino acid transport; transmembrane transport. The transcript has 11 exons. Bases 32 to 1642 code for a protein of 536 amino acids. NCBI's taxonomy places the organism in Eukaryota, Fungi, Basidiomycota, Agaricomycetes, Boletales, Coniophoraceae. The record is from RefSeq and is a predicted model, not a curated record. Gene Ontology annotation, cellular component: membrane.